This is a messenger RNA of Sphaerodactylus townsendi, 2366 nucleotides long. It is a transcript of the gene LRRC10B, whose product is annotated as leucine rich repeat containing 10B. Lineage: Eukaryota; Metazoa; Chordata; Lepidosauria; Squamata; Sphaerodactylidae. The transcript has a single exon. Bases 317 to 1204 code for a protein of 295 amino acids. The record is from RefSeq and is a predicted model, not a curated record. Gene Ontology annotation, molecular function: protein binding.
UCCUGGGGAUCGGGAGCGUCCCCUGCUGCCGAGGAGCUCCGGGCCACCGGGGACCAGGGAGCACCUGUCCCGUCCAUUCGACUCGAGGUUGCUCCCGGGCGAGGACUGCUCUGAGGGCACGGGGCCCCCAGCCAGGGAGGCUAGUCGAGGUAAGAAGAGGAGGCAUCAGCUCCAGCCCUGGCAGGGGAAAUCUUCGUCCUGGUCCUAACCCCACGAGGCCGGUCGGUUGGGCAGGGGCCUAGGUGGUUGCCAUGUCUCCCCCGAGCCCGCCAGGCAGAGGUGGUGGCCUUCGUCCUGCCAGCCGCCUUCCUUGGCUAUGAGCAUGGGCAGUGGGGGGUCGUCAGGCAGGGAGGAGCGACUGCCGUCGGUUUUGGAGGAGCAGCUGAGCGGUGGCGACCGGAUGCUGGAGCUGACUGGACGUCACUUGAAACACCUGCCAGGACCAGUGUGUGCCCUCAGCAGCCUCCAGAAGCUCUACAUCAGUGGCACAGGGAUAAAGGAGUUGCCUGAAGAGAUAGAGGGGCUCCAGGAGCUGCGCAUCCUGGCCCUGGACUUCAACAAACUCGAGGAGAUACCUGAGGCACUGUGCCGCCUGCCCCAUCUGACCCGCCUCUACUUGGGCAGCAAUCGCCUCUUUGGCCUCCCAGCAGAGUUCUCGCAGCUCCAGACUCUUCGCUGCUUGUGGAUCGAGAGCAACUACCUGUACCACUUCCCCCGGGCUCUGCUCCAGAUGCCUUGGCUGCAGUCUCUGCAGAUGGGGGACAACCGACUCAAAACCCUGCCCAACAGCCUACCACGCAUGAGGGGACUGCGGGGGCUCUGGCUCUAUGGGAACCGCUUUGAUGAAUUUCCUGAGCCUUUGCUUCGCAUGACCCAACUGCACAUCCUUGACCUUGACCGCAACAAGCUUACUGAAUUCCCAGACUUGACUCACCUGCGGAGGCUUCGAGUCUUCUCCUAUGACCACAACCCAGUGCAAGCCCCGCCCAGCGUGGCUGACACAGUCAUGGUGGUGGGGGAAGGGGCCCAGGAGUUUCUGGAGGCCAGGGAGGAACGUCUCCAGAAACUUCGCGACCAGGAAGCGGAAGAGCAGGAGGAGAAUGAGUCUGAAGCUCUGCAGGCCAAUAUGAAAAAUGACUCUUCUGUCCUGGAUGAUGGUGAGGGCAGGUACUCUGCCCUGGAAUGCUCGCCAGAAGAGACAUGAAAUGGAGAUGAUGGUGGUGAUGAUGAUGAUGAUAUGGUUGCUGCUCAAAAGAUUGGGGGAUCUUAGUUGGCUGAAUCGGUUUCUGCCCCACUGGCAGUUGGGAGCUAGGCACAUGCUGUCAUUGAUCUAAAGAACCAUGGGCAACUAUUCACCAUGGCAGUUACCAGCCUUUUGUAAAGGACACAGGACAGCUACUCAUUAGAAGGUUUGCUGUCGUUUUUCUGGAAUUGUGGGCAGUCCCAGCUAACAGAAUUGCUGUGUAUCAGUAAGAACCCUGGGUAAUCUUUAUGUUUUGCACACCUUCUACCUAAUCCCAGGGGAUGGGGGUGGGGUCGGCUAAAUAAUGAAUAAUUCCAUUGUGCCCACACACUGAAAUGAUUGUCCUUUGUCCUCAAGGCAUGGAUAAUAGUCGCAUCAUGGUGAAAGCCAAGUAUCACAUAGACCUUAAUGUGAUGCGGUGACAGUGUUGUACCUGUGGGUGAUCUCCAUCCUGAUUGUCUGGCAUGCUACAAUCAAAUGCAAGAAAAAGGCAGGAUAAAGCCAUCUUGUUUAUUUAUUUUCUCCCUUGAACUCUGAGCCCUGGAGAGCUGCAGAGUUGUGAGUGUGAAUGUAAAACCUUAAAAAAAAAAAACAACCCAGGAAUUUUUAUCCUACCACUGGAAUUAGACACGGGGAGAAGCCUUCCUUGGGCUGUUCCCUCCAGCUGUCAGGUUUGAAAAGAAGCUCCUGUGAAAACCUUGUUUGUGUAGAUCUAUCCGUCCCGGAAAGAGCUUUGCUGCCGCUCUUUGUAUGGUGGGAAAGGAGCUUUGUGCAUUACCCUGCUGCUUUCCUGGACUUUUUAUUCCCUUAAAAGGACACAGAAGGAAAAGCUGGUAUGACCUGGGCCACUGCAGGCAUGUGUGGAUCUAGGUUAGAGGGGUGGCAGCUACAGGAACUGUUCCUGUCUGCAGGGGUGGCAGGUUCAUUCUUGUGGGGACUCUUGGGCUAGAUUUGUACUAAAUCUAAGCAAUAAAAGCACAUCAAGGGAAUGUAAAGAGUUGCGUGAGGGACACACAUUCUCAGGGAGAUUGCUCACAAAGCAGGAGACCAAAGCUAUUGGGCAGACUGGAGGCUAUUUUUAAAGAGUGCUGUAAACUAAAUUAUAACACCUGGAGAAAGGAAA